This is a messenger RNA of Pyrus x bretschneideri (Chinese white pear), 2929 nucleotides long. Its product is annotated as E3 ubiquitin-protein ligase ZNF598. Gene Ontology annotation, molecular function: ubiquitin protein ligase activity; ribosome binding. The transcript is spliced from 8 exons. The coding region runs from base 261 to 2693 and encodes 810 amino acids. NCBI's taxonomy places the organism in Eukaryota, Viridiplantae, Streptophyta, Magnoliopsida, Rosales, Rosaceae. Gene Ontology annotation, biological process: protein ubiquitination; rescue of stalled cytosolic ribosome. The record is from RefSeq and is a predicted model, not a curated record.
CUUUAUUCUGCUCCAGAUACGACGUCGCUUCUGUUGGUCUUCGACUCUUCGGCAAUUGUUCCAUCGAACCUCCGGUUAAUCACAUGGAUCUGUUUGUUUGCUGAGAAAAUCGAAGGAAAGUCGCCAAGAAAGUACUGACUGAGAAAUUCUUCUGUAUUUGUUUGGUAAAGUGAUCAAGUAACUCUAAUUUCUUUCUCCAAAACCCUUCGAUCGAACCCAAAGAAACCACCAAGGGAUCAUCAGAAAAGAGAAGAGAUACCAUGGAUGAUAGCUGCGCUGUUUGUGCGGAGCCGCUUCAAUGGGUAGCUUAUGGGCCCUGUGGCCAUCGCGAGGUCUGCUCCACCUGCACUAUUCGGCUCCGUUUCAUAUGUGAAGAUUCCCGUUGCUGCAUCUGCAAGAGUGAAUCUAAGAUCAUCUUUGUCACGAAGGCUUUAGGCGACUAUACAACGAUGAUUAAUGACUUUUCAGUUUUCCCAGCCAAUCCAGUGGAGGGUCAAGUUGGAAAGUAUUGGUAUCAUGAAGGAACACAAGCAUUUUUUGAUGAUCUUGAUCACUACAAGAUGAUAAAGGCCAUGUGCAAGCUAUCUUGUGGCGUUUGUGAUAAGAUAAAAGAACAAAAGAGUGAAGGGUCAAAGAGAAAACAGGAGUUUAAAAAUGUCGAGCGGCUGAAAAAUCAUUUGUUCCAUUGUCAUGGAUUGUUCAUGUGCAGUCUGUGUUUGGGCGGUAGGAAGAUCUUUAUCUGUGAGCAAAAGUUAUAUACUAAAGCUCAAUUGGGUCGGCAUACAGAGACAGGUGAUUUAGAGGUAGAUGGCAAUGAGACUGAAAGAUGUGGAUUUAAUGGACAUCCUAUGUGUGAGUUUUGCAGCAAUCCGUUUUAUGGAGAUAAUGAGUUGUACAUGCAUAUGUCCACUGAGCACUAUACUUGCCAUAUAUGCCAAAGGCAACGUCCAGGACAAUAUGAAUACUACAAUAUCUAUGAUGACUUGGAGAGUCAUUUUUCUCAAGCUCAUUUCUUAUGCAAAGAUGACGACUGCUUAACAAAGAAGUUUGUUGUUUUUGCAACUGAAUCUGAACUAAAGAGGCAUAAUGCCAAGGAACACGGAGGGAACAUGUCUCGCUCUAGGCGUAAUAUUGCUCUUAAGAUACCAGUGAACUUCCAGUGUAGAAGUAAUGAGACCGAUCUUCAUGGACCUUAUGUUAGAGGACGUGGUUUUCAUUUUAAUUAUGCGGACAAUCAACUUUCCGUGGCACUUCAAGCUAGCCAUGAUACAGCCACUGCAGAAAGGUGCCGUAAUGCAUCGUCUAGUACACAACAAGCUUCUAUUCACCAAGAAACAAGCGAACUUGAAACUGUUGCUGGCCGUUUUGAGGCAUUACCUACUGCCGAUUUUGAGUCUUCUUCAAGAGAAAAUCCCCGGAUUGAACUACAAGAAGCAUCAUCCUUCCCUCCACUUCCAGUGGCUCAAAGAGACAGACAACAGAAAUUAAGAAAUGGUUCACAAGGAUUGGGUGGUAGUUCAAUGGCUUCUCGCAUUCGUCGCCUUAACAAAGUAACUGUCCUUAAUGCUUCUCCAGUUUGGCCUGCAACAAAUCGUCAACCUAAAUCAUCUGCCAGUAGUUCUCACCAGAAAAAGCCCUCUUCAGGCUCUGGGCACAUAUCAUCAUCUAGUUCUCCUGUAUUUUCCCCAAGCGGUCCCGUUAAGCAAGCUGCAGCCACUGGGUUUGUUUCAUCUAAUUUUACUAGUCCAAAGAAUUCGACUGGAACCAGUAAGGUCACCCAAUCUGCUUCAGGUCCAAAAAUUAUCAAUACUGGUUCUUUGGACUCCGAUUUUCCUUCUGUUUCUGGUAAUCAAACAAAUAAAGAACCUGCUACUGCAAGUAUUCAGAGAGUGCCAAAGGUUGGAGAUGUUCAUGUUGUCAACAAGUCUGUUGUGGAAAAAAUCCGUGAUGCUUUGGAACGUGAUGACAGCAAAUUCUCCGCAUUUAAAGAAAUAUCUUCAGACUACCGCAAGGAUAUAAUCAAUACAGAGGAAUAUCUUGCUUAUGUCUACCAGUUCGGCCUGUCACAUUUGCUUCUGGAGCUGGCUAGACUCUGUCCUGAUGCUGAGAAACAAAGAGAACUUGUCGAGACUUACAAUUUUAAUAUGAGGAGCAGCAGUACUCAUGAAAACAGUUUGUGUAAUGGCAGUAGCAAGUCAAGGAGCAGAAGCUCCAAGAAAGGCAAGGAAAGGUGUGAAGAUAAUGGAAUUAAGAGUUCGAAAUAUGCUCUGCUAGAUUUUCCUGUCAUCCCUGUGAGGAAUUUGCAGUCGAACCAUAAACCUCCAGCGGUCUCAUUGAAGGACAUCGUUCAGUCAGCCAAAGGAAAGUCGAAGAUUUCAGUUGAUGAUGAACUUCCAGAGAAUCAAAGGUUGACAGGUCAAAAAGGUUCUCAGUCAUCUGGUAGCACCUCAAAUAACAAUUUGGGGACUGCAGGAGCUGGUACUAAGCAAGGGAAAAAGACUCCAAAGUUUAUCAGAAACCGCCUUGGCAACGAUGCUACAAAACUCUCUGAACUUGGUGAUCGUCCUGAGCCGAUUCAAGAAAAAAAUGAUGGAAACAAGGAUCCACCAGAAGGAUUGCUAGUGCGUGGAGUUUGGCAAAAUGGAGGUGGUCGUAAGCUCGUGAAGAUGACCUCGAGGGAUGGUAGAAAGUGAUGAGUUGUCUGAUCCGAGCUAGGAUGCAUCCGUUUGUAGUUGCAAGGGUUGCCACCAGAUGAACUCUCUUUUGUAUGAAUGUGUUUCUGUGUCAUAUGCAGUCUGUAUGUUUUCUGUAGCGCUAGAACAAAAAACUUGAAGCCGUUAAGGGUGUCGUGACGGGCGAUUGUCAUUUGGAAGUAGCCUCGAAACAGACGUUUUUUGGUUUGAUGAGAUGCAAAGGUCUUCCUUUCUCA